This is a messenger RNA of Pistacia vera, 877 nucleotides long. RefSeq names its product UPF0481 protein At3g47200-like. The record is from RefSeq and is a predicted model, not a curated record. Bases 27 to 488 code for a protein of 153 amino acids. The transcript is spliced from 2 exons. NCBI's taxonomy places the organism in Eukaryota, Viridiplantae, Streptophyta, Magnoliopsida, Sapindales, Anacardiaceae.
GAGAUCAGCCACUACGUGCAGUUAACAUGGCGAAAGAAACCAAUAUUGAUGCAAGACUAAAGCCACGAAAAUCUUUGAAAGCAAAGUUAGAGGAGCUGCCACAAUUGCCCCGUUCCUCAAACUGUUGUAUCUAUAGAGUUCCACAGCGUCUUCGCCAAGAAAAUGAAAAAGCUUAUGCACCUCAAGUAGUCUCCAUCGGCCCUCUUCACCACGGGAAACAACACUUAAAAUCCAUGGAAAAAGAAAAACAGAGGUACCUGAAAGAGUUCCUUGAACGGACUGGUGCAAAAUUGGACGAUCUGCUAAACUUAAUCACAGAAAAGGAACAACAAUUGCGUAGCUGUUAUGCUGAAGAAAUAGAAUUUGAUCAUGAAGAAUUUGUGGAAAUGAUCUUGGUGGAUGCAACGUUCAUCAUUGAAGUGUUAUUGAGGUCUCAGUUCCGAGAUUUACAAAAACAGGAAGACCAUAUAUUGAAAAGCCAUUUUUGAUACAAGAUAUAUGGUACGAAAUGUGGUUGCUUGAGAAUCAGAUUCCAUUCUUCAUUCUUCAGGAUAUUUUUAACCUGGAGACUAUCUCUGAAUUAGUGAAGAAUUGGAAACCAAUCAUCGAGCUUACAUACGAAUUUUUCAAGAGUUUAGAAGCAGUAAAUGGCAAAUUAAAGAAGUUUGAGAACAAUAACGUGGAAGUGAAACAUUUCACUGACUUUAUAAGAACUUGUCAUCUACCAUCAGUUAAAUCGGCUCCACGUCUACAGAAAAGAAAAGUUGUAACUGCACCAAGUGUGAUCCAACUCAACCAAGCUGGAGCGAAGUUCAAAAAGAGCGAAAGCAACGAGUCAUUUGAUAUAACAUUCACAAAGGGGACUUUGGAAAUUCCA